Cuscuta campestris is the source of this 1565-nucleotide messenger RNA. The record is from the annotation of a GenBank genome assembly. NCBI's taxonomy places the organism in Eukaryota, Viridiplantae, Streptophyta, Magnoliopsida, Solanales, Convolvulaceae.
GUCGUUGGUCUAGUUGUGGGAUGCAUUAAUACUUUGACUCAAGCCAGCUUCUGGAUAUAAGUCGACACAUCUUGGACUGGGUCCCUGCUCGGGAGGUUCAUGAGUUUUGAUAGCAUGUGUGUCUCGGCGUUCUCGGUCCUUGCUAUCUACUUUAUAGAGGCAUCUUCGAAGCCUUCAAGUUAUUUGAUCACCAUAAUCCAUGUAUUCCUUCAUUCAGCCCUCCCGUGCCUCAGCCCCCUCAUUAACCUUGUUGACCACCGGCUGGUUGUUGCUGUGCACGCGGAGCAUGGUCAUCUUCAGACCUUGGGGAGGGCGUCGGCCUCGAAGGAGGACGUGACGGGGGGAUCGGCGGAAGGGGAGAGGAACAAGCUGGUGUUUGUGAACGGAGGGGGAGGGGGUUACAGAUUCGAUCUGGAGGACCUGCUGAGGGCGUCGGCGGAGGUGUUGGGGAAGGGGAGCGUGGGGACGAGCUACAAGGCGGUGCUGGAGGAGGGGACGGUGGUGGUGGUGAAGAGGCUGAAAGAUGUGGGGGUGGGGAAGAGGGAGUUCGAGGAGGAGAUGGAGAAGCUGGGGAAGAUGAAGGACGAGAACGUGCUCCCUCUCAGAGCUUUUUACUUCUCCAAAGACGAGAAAUUGUUGGUCACUGAUUACAUGCCUGCUGGUAGCUUAUCUGCUCUUCUUCAUGGGAGCAGAGGGUCCGGGCGCACACCCCUAGACUGGGAGAGCCGGAUGAACAUAGCGCGAAGCACAGCCAGAGGCAUUGCAUAUUUGCAUGUCACAGGCAAAGUCACCCAUGGCAACAUCAAAGCAUCAAACAUCCUCCUCAAGCAAGACAACUCCGCCUGUCUCUCAGACUUUGGGUUGAACAAUCUCUUCUCCACCACCUCCACACCUCGGGUUGCGGGCUACCGUGCACCCGAGACCGUUGAAACCCGAAAACCCACUUUCAAGUCCGACAUAUACAGCUUUGGGGUAUUGAUACUUGAGCUCCUAACAGGAAAAUCCCCAAACCAGGCUUCACUAGCCGAAGAAGGCGUGGACUUGCCCAGGUGGGUUCAGAGUGUUGUCAGGGAGGAAUGGACAGCUGAGGUUUUCGACGUUGAGCUUAUGCAGUACCACCACAAUGUGGAAGAGGAGAUGGUACAACUACUUCAGGUGGGAAUGUCGUGCGUUUCUCUGGUCCCAAACCAAAGACCAGACAUUCUUGAUGUCCUUAGGAUGAUCGAGGAGAUCAAUGGUAGAGGUGAUGACACACACGAUACGUCGAAAGGGCCCCACAACCAAACAACGACGACACCGUAACCCCCCCAAUCGCAUUGGCAUUUAUUUAUAUUUAGAGGUAAAAUGUGUGAGAAAAUUAUUAUUUGAGAGAGAACAUGGUUAUAAGUUGUUGACUGUACUUUGAUCAUUUGAUGUAUUGGCUGGUUGUUCUUUUGUCACCUUAUUCUUUUUGUUUUUCAAAUAUUGUAUGAUUGGAGAAAGUGAUGCAUCUUGGUGUUGCAUUUGGCUUUUUCCAUGUAUUGUGUAACUAGUAAUUGGGUGCCCACUAAAGUCUACAUUACCUA